This is a messenger RNA of Tilletiopsis washingtonensis, 3512 nucleotides long. RefSeq lists its product as hypothetical. The transcript is spliced from 5 exons. NCBI's taxonomy places the organism in Eukaryota, Fungi, Basidiomycota, Exobasidiomycetes, Entylomatales. The record is from RefSeq and is a predicted model, not a curated record. Bases 282 to 3473 code for a protein of 1063 amino acids.
AGCAACCACCACCACACGCCACGCACCCACGCCCUGCACACGUCCCUUCACGCUUGCACAGCACUCGCACAGCACUCUCCAAAUCCUCACUGUCCAGCGCUCAGCUCCACCCCUCGCGGCGCCGUCACGGCCACAUCUGCGUCUGGCACUCGCCCGCCUCCACCUGCAGCUGCGAGCCGAUUACGCACGCGUCGCCGAGCGUGUCUCUGCGCUCUGCACUGACAGCGCCGUUUGCGACACCGGUGCCGCGCGAGGAGUAGUGCGGCCGCAUCUUGCCCGCCAUGGCACCGUCCACAUCGGCAGCCGCGGCGGACGCUGCUGCGGCGGCCCGAGCGCGAGACUGGCCCGAGGGCGCGCACAGCAGCGCGUCGGACAGUGCGCCGCCUUCGAGCCGCCGUCGACGCCGCAGCAGCGGCGGGCUGGCCAUGAUGGACGCCGGUCCCAGUACUUCAAGCUCGCGCGCGUCCGCCGCGCAGACGGACGGAGAAGGCCAGGCGCGCAGCAAAGACGCCGCGCGCAACGACGCUCCGCCACCUGCUCGCCGCCGCCGCAUCAGCAUCGGCUCGUCGCUGUCGCUCGGCCUGCGCGCGCUCGUCCCGACUGCUUCGUCGAGCGCGGCGGAGCCGGCGACGAGCAGCCUGCGUCGCCUGGGCCGCCGCUUCCGCGCAUCCAUUGUGCCCUGGGCGUCCUCGAGUGGCGCUGCCGAGCAGUCCGAGCCUGUGCGCAACAGCGCUGCCGAUGCAGACGACGAGGACAUGGCAGACAGCUGCGAGGUGGAGGCACAGAUGGUCGCAGACAGCGAGGCCGAAGCGAGCCGCGCCUCGCCGGAGCCGCAGAUCGACGAGACGCACUCGGCUCCAGAGGACGCGACUCUGGAAGCGCCAGCGAUUGAGCGCGAGGCGCAUGCUCAGAGAGUCGAGGCUGCCGAGGCGGCGUCUGCGCCUGCGCCUGCGCCUCGUGAGCAGGAGCCGUCGGCGUCCGGUCCGCGCGCCUCGGCCGGUCAGAACCAGGCAGCGUGGCGAGCGUACGAGCGCGCCUCUGUGGCCCACGCGCUGGGCCUCGGUCCGGCGCCCGACGUGCCCACGCUCGACGCUGCCGACGGCCUGCCGACGCCCAGCUCGACUCUCUUUGCGUUGCUGCGAGAUGUGCUCGGCCUCGGCACACGCGCGCCGACUGCGCCACAGGCCAACGCUGUUCCCGCCGGCGGGGUGCCCAUGCAGCGCGAGGCUGCGCCGUCUUCGCCUGCAGCAGCUGCUCCCCAGGCUCCUGCACCCCAGCGGCAGAGCCCUGGCGGCACGAGUGUCAUCGUGCAGGGCGCCCUCGUCUCGCGGACGCUUCCGGACCGGGCCCGCUCCGCUGGAGCUGCGCCGCCUGCUGCUUCCGCUACGGCCUCGGCAGCGCCUGACGCGCAGCCGGCGCCGCACGCCGAGCCCGGUCCGGGUCACGCUCAGGCUGCCACUAUCGCCGAGCAAGCCGACAUGCUCUGCCGCCUCUGCAGCAUUGCGGCGGCUGCGACUGCUGCGUCUCUCAUGAGCGGUCCGGACAGCCUGGCCACGACGAUUGCCGACAAUGUCGGCUCGGUCGCCUUUGGCAACUCUCGCGAGGCAGCGUCUCGCUCUGCCGCUGCUGGCCCAGCCCCCGCGGCAGCCGCAAGCGCGGAGGUGGAAGGCGAGCAAGCCGGAAGCGCGCAAGCGGCAAGCGGAGAGACGAACAGCGCGCAAGCAGCAGGCGCCGAGGCAUCAACUGCGGGCACGUCCUCCGCAUCCUCGGAGAUCGCGCCUCCGCCGCGCUCGCCAGCGACUGCUAGCGCUAUUAGCAGCUUGCGAGAGCGGCUGAACGCGGUCAGUGAGCGCGUGCGCCUCGCACGAUCGGCGUCCGGGUCGAGGGCGGCACCUCCUGCGCCCGGCGGAGUGGCACACGCGCCCGAUCCCGUACCCGAGCAGCGCCCAGCUCUUCGUCAGCCGGCCGAUCCGUCGCAGCUUCAUGGCGCCCUCGGCCAGCUCCUUCACGACGUCUCUGCGGGCCUGCACGGCACGCGCAGGCAGCGACCCGAGCCGCAGCGGCGCACGCAGACGCAGCCGCGGCCCUCGGUGGCCGUCCCGAUCUCUGCGGAGGGUGCGCGCCUGCGCAGCAUCCACGACACGAACGCCACGCUCGAGCGCGUGCGCGAGGGCAACAUUGUCAUGGGCCGCGAGCACAGCUGGGAGCGCUUCAUCUUCGAUCUCUUCCAAGACCUCGGCGCCGCCGUGCGCGGCCUGCCAGCGGCGGCCUCGGCGCUUGCAGACGCCGAGGUGGGCCGCAGCGAUGAGGGCGACGGUUCAGCGACCGCCUCGGGUUCGGCGGCAGAUGGCUCGCCGGCUCCUGACAGCGCGGCGGCGGGCCUGGACGAGGCCACGAGGACGCGUCGUGCGGGCGAUGUGCAGGACGGCCAGCUCACGUUCUACCGCCUCUUCCGCUUCGAUCCGCUGGGGGCCGGUGCACGCGAUGCAUCGGCAGCGACGCCUUCUGGACAACGCCCGCCGAUGGCGAGACGCGCCAGUGCUCCCGACGUUUCGGCUGCUGCCGUCUCGGGCGCGCCGGCGGCUGCCACGGGCGCACCGGCGGUCGAAGGCGCGGCAGAGCCGGCUGCACCUGGUCUCAUUCCCUGCAUCGUCGUCGGCGUCCGCUCUCUCGGCGCCACUGAGACUGGCCCGCCGGGCCUCUUUACGCGCAACCGUCCGCCUCACGACGCUGCUGCCGCCGACGGCCAGCAGGCCGGUGCCGCAGCGGCGCCGGCUGGACCGGCUCAGGCCGGCGCGCCGCCCAGCAUCGGCUCGGACGGCCUCCCGCAGGGCCCGGGCCUCGCGCGCUACCUCCUCUUCAUCAGCGGCGGCGCGUACCGCGGAGACCACCCGCUGCUGUCGGCGCCCUUCAACCAGGCGGCGCAGGAUCUGAUGCUGCUCAUGGAGGUGCGUGCCAGUGGCGGACGUCUGACCACCGCGCUGACCCGUGCCACAGCUUCUCUCGCGCAUGCAGGCGAUGCGCAAGGAGCCGCAGACGGUCACGCAGGCGCAGAUCGACGGCGCCGGGCUCCGGCGUGUGCACGGCGGCGCCGCAGAGAUCGCCACGCUGGCCGCGCAGAAUCUCGUGCACGAGAACACGAGCGUCAAGUGCCUCAUCUGCCUCGAGGACUGGGAGAGCGCGUCGGACGACUGCCGCCUGCUGAGCUGCAAGCACCUCUUCCACACCGCAUGUGUCGACCAGUGGUGCACCAAGUCGAGCAACUCUUGCCCGCUGUGCCGCGCACAGGCAGUGCGCACGUCGGGUGCGCCGCGCCCCGGCGCCUCGCCGCCCGUGGCGCCCAACGCCGCCGCAGCCGGCCAGGGCGAUGCGGCCGCGUAGCGCACACGCAAGCUUCUAGGACGUCGUCGCUGGCCAUCGCCGCAUCGACGCCAUGCCUUUCCCUCAUGACCUUCCAUGACCAUCCCGCUUAGACGAGCACCCGCCCGCGCCCCCCCUUCAUCCUUCCGCAU